AUGCCGGUUAACCCUGUUGGGUUGACUAAUGUUGAGGUGAGGGCAUAUCUAGCCAAGAUGGAACAAGCCAUCACUAUGAAGGCCCAGACCAUGACUAACCAGGUCAACAGGCAGAAUGUUCAGAGGGAGAACCCACUGAUUCAUAGUAUGGCUGACAUGCUGAAAGACUUUACGAGGAUGAAUCCUCCUAUUUUCAAAGGGUCUAAGACUUCGGAGGAUCCCCAAGAGUUUGUAGAUGAGGUGAAUAAUAUAUUGGUGGCUACGGGGGCCAUAGGAUUAGAUGAGGAUCUCGAGGAGGAGUGUAGGGCAGCUAUGCUGCAUGACAGCAUGGACCUUUCCAGGUUUAUGGUCCAUGUCCAGCAAGUGGAGGAAAGCAGAAAGAGGAAGCACAAUAGGGCAGGGAACAGGUCAAGGCACGCCAAGGAGAAUUUUUCAAAUAAGAUUCGUACUGAAAUCAGGGAUAAGACCAGGUUUAAGAAGGCACUCUCCCACAAAGGGGAGUCAAGUUAUCCAAGGGUCGCUAUGAUAGGAAUUCCGAGUCCGGAGUCAAGAGAAACAAUGAAGUAG
Solanum pennellii is the source of this 567-nucleotide messenger RNA. RefSeq lists its product as uncharacterized. The transcript is spliced from 2 exons. NCBI's taxonomy places the organism in Eukaryota, Viridiplantae, Streptophyta, Magnoliopsida, Solanales, Solanaceae. The record is from RefSeq and is a predicted model, not a curated record. Bases 1 to 567 code for a protein of 188 amino acids.